Molecule: messenger RNA, 1521 nt
Organism: Fibroporia radiculosa
Lineage: Eukaryota; Fungi; Basidiomycota; Agaricomycetes; Polyporales; Fibroporiaceae
Exons: 4
Coding region: 1-1521 (506 amino acids)
Biological process (GO): proteolysis
Molecular function (GO): serine-type endopeptidase activity
Source: RefSeq, a predicted model, not a curated record
AUGUCUUUCCUCCUUGCUUCCUUCCUUGCGGUGUCCCUCGCGGCGUCGGGGUACGCUAAUCCACUCUCCACGCACCCCUAUGACGUUCCGCACGAGCGGUCGUCGCUGGCGUAUGCACCUCUGCUCAUCCCUCACCACCCUUACGGGACGGUGAACAACUCGUACAUCAUCAUGCUCAAGGAAGGCAUCACGCCUGCCCUCAUGCAGAACCACCUCAACUUCCUUGCAACCGUACACGAGUCAAACCCAUUGGUCGACGACUUGGACGCGGGGCUGAGGCACGUUUACGAUGGCCACGUCAAGGGCUACGCUGGCAAGUUCAGCGAGGACACGAUUGUCAGCAUCAGGCAAAUGCCCGAGGUUGAGUACAUCGAGCGCGACCAGAUCGUCCGGACCCUCGACAUGCCAGCUGACGAGGUUGACAUCAACUCUGUCAAGUCGCAGAAGAAUGCCCCCUGGGGUCUGGCCCGGAUAAGCCACCGCUCGCGACUCACAUUUGGCACGUUCAAGAAGUAUGAGUAUGAUCCCCGCGGUGGCGAGGGUGUCGAUGUGUACGUCGUCGACACCGGUAUCUUUAUCAACCAUACCGAGUUUGAGGGUCGUGCAUCGUGGGGCGCGACGAUCCCUCAGGGUGAUGUCGAUGAAGAUGCGAACGGCCACGGUACCCAUUGUGCUGGUACUAUUGCAUCUCGUGCAUAUGGUGUCGCCAAGGCUGCCAAUGUUAUUGCUGUCAAGGUUCUCGGCAGCAACGGCAGUGGAAGUAUGAGUGACGUUGUUGCUGGCGUUGCCUUCGUAGCGAAGCAGGCUGCAACAAAGGCGGCGGCCGCGGCUAAGGAGUUCGCCGAGACAGGCAAGACCAAGCAUAAGGGCUCUGUUGCUAACAUGUCUCUUGGUGGUGGCAAAUCGAGGGCGCUGGACGAAACUGUCAACAAGGCUGUUGAUGGUGGCGUAUUGUUCGCUGUUGCUGCUGGUAACGAUAACAGGGAUGCUUGCACCAGUUCUCCCGCUUCCGCAGAGAAGGCUGUCACUGUAGGUGCCUCCACCCUUGGUGAUGACCGUGCAUACUUCUCCAACUAUGGCCCUUGUGUUGACGUUUUCGCACCCGGUUUAAACGUCUUGUCGACCUACAUUGGCCACAAGGAUGCGGUGACCACCAUAUCUGGCACGUCCAUGGCAUCGCCGCACACUGCCGGUCUGCUCGCAUACCUUCUCUCAAUUUACCCCUCCGCCACCUUCGACCCCACACUUGUCCCUGACCUCACACCCGCCGUCAUGCAAGAGCAGAGUUUCACUCCCUCGUUCUCCCGCGCCUACGAAUUCGCACACUCUGUCUUGCCGAGCUGGGUGUCUAUGUUCCUCCCCCCACCUCAGCUCGUGGUUGCCCCUAUUCCCGCGCCGCCGACCACCCUGACGCCCAAGCAGCUGAAGCAGGCUUUGCUUGCGCUCGCGACGGAGAACGUUCUUGAAACCCUGCCAACGGGCACCCCCAACCUGUUGAUCUUUAACAACGCCACCGCAUAA